Molecule: messenger RNA, 300 nt
Organism: Linum trigynum
Lineage: Eukaryota; Viridiplantae; Streptophyta; Magnoliopsida; Malpighiales; Linaceae
Source: the annotation of a GenBank genome assembly
AUGGAAGGGAUCGGCGCCGGAGUGCCGCUGAUAACGUGGCCGUUGCUCGGAGACCAGUUUGUGAACGAGAAGCUGGCCGUCGAAGUGCUGGGGAUCGGGGUUAGUCUGGGAGUGGAGCAGCCGGUGAUGGUGGAUUGGGAGGAGGUGGAAGCGUCUGCGGCGGUGGUGAAGAGGGAGGAUGUGGUGAGGGUGGUGGAGAGAGUGGUGGGCGGCGGCGAGGAAGGUGAAGCGAUAUUGCCCGGAUGGCGCGGCGGGCGGUGGAGAGCGGCGGAUCUUCUUAUGAGAAUGUUACGAGGCUGA